Molecule: messenger RNA, 727 nt
Organism: Strigops habroptila (Kakapo)
Lineage: Eukaryota; Metazoa; Chordata; Aves; Psittaciformes; Psittacidae
Gene: BAD
Product: BCL2 associated agonist of cell death
Exons: 4
Coding region: 292-711 (139 amino acids)
Biological process (GO): apoptotic process
Source: RefSeq, a predicted model, not a curated record
GGUGCCCCCCCCCUUUCAACGCUGCGCCAGGACCAUAGAGACAGAACCUCCAGCGCAACCAGAGCGCCGCGGCCGCCAUUUUUGAGCCGGGCGGAUGACGCCGCGCUCUGGCCCCGCCCAAGUGAGGGAGAGAGGGGCGGGGCCGCCUCUGACGUGACCGGGGGGGAGUGAGGUGACGUAGCGGCGGAGGGAAGUGUGAUCCCGCACGGUGAUUGGCUGCCGGAGCUGUCAGUCACACGGCGGACGGGCGCGGGAGCGGCGGCGGGGCCCGAGCGCCGCCAUGCCCAGCUGAUGUUCAGCCUGGAGGAGUUCCCGGAGGAGCCCGGCUCCCCCGGCGGGGGGUGUCCCCCCCCCGGCCCCCCCGCGGCAGAGGCGCGGGCGCGGCUGGGGUCAGAGGGGGAACGCGGCCCCGGGGAGCCCCCCCCGGGGGUCCGGGGCCGGUCGCGCUCCGCCCCCCCCGCGCUCUGGGCGGCGCGAAGGUUCGGGCGGCAGCUGAGGAGGAUGAGCGAUGAGUUCCAGCAGCAGGUGCUGCCGCGCGCCAGCAGCGCGGGGGGGGCGGGGGGGUGGCGCGAGGUGCUGAGGAGCUGGUGGGGGGCCCCGCCCCCCCCCCGGCCCCGCCCCGCCGCGACCCCCCCAUUGACAGCCCCCCCCCGGGUCCCCCCCCCACGCUUCGGGGGGGGGGGGCCACGUUUUAGGGGGGGUGGGCAAUAAAAAUAGCGAUUUUUUA